This is a messenger RNA of Ilex paraguariensis (yerba mate), 1958 nucleotides long. The record is from the annotation of a GenBank genome assembly. NCBI's taxonomy places the organism in Eukaryota, Viridiplantae, Streptophyta, Magnoliopsida, Aquifoliales, Aquifoliaceae.
AUGGAAAAGAAAGGCUGUGACCAAUAUGUUCCACAAAAAGCUCAGUCAAUCCCUAAGGCAGCUGUGAUUGAUGAACUGGAGAAGAAUUUGCAGCUCCUCCCACUUCACGUCGAGGCUUCACGGAUGACUCUGCAUCGAUUUGGGAACACAAGCUCGAGCUCAAUUUGGUAUGAAUUGGCCUACACGGAGGCGAAAGGGAGAAUGCGAAAGGGUAACCGAGUAUGGCAGAUUGCUUUCGGAAGUGGGUUCAAGUGUAACAGUGCAGUGUGGAAAGCUUUGAGGAAUGUGAAGCCAUCUGCUAAUAGUCCUUGGGAAGAUUGCAUUCACAAGUACCCUGUUCAGAUAGCAGCUUGAAUGGACUAAACUCAGAUACAAACUCUUCUCUUCAUUGAAGAAAGGUUAUCUAUGGUAGAUUUAUCAGAAGAAUGAUUACUCUGCUUUUUUUCCCCCAAUUUAUAACUACAGUAUUUUCUGUUUAUAUAUUGUAUCAAUGUUGAAUCUUGUGCACAACCGUCCUAUUGGUUGAUUUGAACCCCUGUCCCUCAUGAAAAGUUUAUUUGGUGGCUUGACUAGUACAAGAUUAACCCACCGGGUUAGACUGUCUACGGUGUUGCUCACUUGUCAUUUCUAUUCGUUAGUUUUAAUGGGCUUUACAUUAUGCUUUACUUGAUCAUGGAAGUGAUUAUGCUUGUAAGUUUAUUGUUUGUGGGGUUAUCAUAGUAGCCUAUGUUUCCUGUAUUCAGAUCGUUUCAAUUUGUAUUUUUAAAUUUUUUAACUUUGAUAAUUCAUUUAAAUUUAUAUUUUUAACUUUUUAAGGAGAGUUCUAAAUAUUUGGACCCAAUAUGUUGAAGAAGAACAAAUGCAAAGUCCAUAUGACUACACUACACUAAAUAACUAAACCUGAAUCAACUAAAAAAAGAAAACAUAUAAAUGAAUUGACCCAGUUUUCAUUAAGUGAAUGGAAAAGAAAGGCUGUGACCAAUAUGUUCCACAAAAAGCUCACUCAAUCCCUAAGGCGUCAGUUGGAGACCAAGCCAAGUCACAAUCCCUUGCAAGCCUUGAUUGUUAAAAAUAAAAAAUUGGGAAGAGUUCCAACGAAAAAUAUACAAUUGGGGACAAAUUUCAAUCACCUGUGUCCCCCACAACAUUGGAAAGCAAUGAAUAAAUAAAAGUUCAACCCCUUAAACGAGGCUCAAAUUGCUUAAAAUACUCAAAUAUUACUAUUGUGUGGUUCAUUUCUUGAUUUUUUGUCCAUUUUAUUUAAAUUAACCUAGGCCAAAUAAAACUUAAAAAAUUUGGGCACAAUUUCCUCUAAAAAUAAUAUGUCAGAAAAAAGUUAAACCUAUAAUACGCAAUUUGUAACCCAUCAAACUGGACUAAACAAUCGCGCCACAGUCCUAUCCAAAUGAAACAAUUUCUCAACUAUUGCAACAGCAUAAAUGAAUCUCAUAAUAACACAAAAAAUGAAUUCAAAGAUAAACUAGGAUUAUCAAUUAGCAUUACAAUUUAUACACUAGAGAGCAACCCCAACACUGAUGGCAGUCACUUGCAUAACACCAAAGAUGAUGGAAUUCAACAUUCUAACAUGUGUGGUAAGAGUAGUGUACUAAAAAAGUACUUUGAGAAACAAUUUUAACUAUUCUAAAUUGGGGUCUUUAUUUUAAAAGGCGAUGCAGAUGAUUGUUCUAGCACUUUGUAAAAAACGAAAAUUUUUUUUUUUGACCAACAACAAUGCAUAAGAUCUAAGGAAGAAAUAUAUUCAGUGGUUUCCCGUGUGGAUAAGCAUUAAUCCAUUAGUUUGAUUGAAUUCACUGCACAAGUCAGAAUAGAACUGUCUAUGACUCUUACUACACUGCCUCUGGGGUUGCUUCCGAUGACUAUUCCAUAAAUUAUGUUAAUUUGCUUACUAUCAUAGCAUAUAUUACGUUUCUUAAUCUCACUAGAACUCCCAUCUUCAC